UAUGGCAGAUCAACUUGUUUUAGGAUAUUGGGGAAUCAGAGGAUUGGCUCAACCAUGUAUGAAUUAAUAUCAUUCCUUUAGUGAGAUAUAUGUUAGAGUACUUGGGAUUACCAUAUGAAGAUAAAAGAUACCUCAAACCUGAAGAAUGGUUUGGAGGACUUGCUUAAGCUCCAUUCAAUACCCACGUUCUUGUCAACCUCCCAUAUAUUAAAGAUGGUGAGAAGUAUGUCUACGAGAGUGCUGCUCUUUAUGUCUAUUUGGCACAUAAGGCUAAUAGAGCUGAUCUCUUGGGAUCCACACCAGAUGAAUAAGUAGCUGUAGCUUAAGUGAGAGGUGUUAUCUAAGAUGCCUUAAAAGGUUUCUUCCACCUUAUUACUCUCCCUGAGGAUCAAUAUGCAGCCAAGAAAGAGGAAAUUUAUGCCAAUGAAGUCGCUUGGUUAAUUGAAAGAUUAGAUAAAUUUAUUGAUGGAAAGACUUGGGCAGCUGGAGCCAAUCUUACAUAUAUUGACUUUGCUCUCUUCGAAUUAGAAGAAACAUUGAAAGCUUUCAAUGCUGAAUCAUGGGCCAAGUUUGCUAACCUCUAAAAACAUCAUCAAGAAUUUUCUAACCUUCCUUAAAUUAAGGAAUACAUGGCUUCUGGAAGAUUCUUAGCUGGUCCAUUCUAUCCACCUGGAAGAUUUAGAUGGGGAUUCUGAUC
Molecule: messenger RNA, 697 nt
Organism: Paramecium pentaurelia
Lineage: Eukaryota; Ciliophora; Oligohymenophorea; Peniculida; Parameciidae
Source: the annotation of a GenBank genome assembly